AUGGGCAGGACCCACCAGAAAUUUUUGUGGUGGGUGCCAGCUUCUUGUGGUUGCGAACGAGCCUCCCGUCACUUACAACGACCCAAACAUCAACUAUCCGCCAUGGGUUCGUUAAAGCGCAAAGAGGGCCCCGACGGCUCUGCCUCCAAGACGGCAAAGCCUACAAAUGAUACGCGACCCUCCAAAAGGGCGAAAGGAAGCGAUUCAACCAAGGACUCCAACAAGAAGGGCGACGCAAAACCAUCAAAGCCGUCUACCCCAGCAACAUCUCUGAUCAAGGAGGAAGAGCCAUUGUUUCCCAGAGGUGGCGCCAGUGUCUUGACCCCCCUCGAACAAAAGCAAAUUCAGAUCCAGGCCAAGAACGAUGUCCUCUUCGAAGAGGCUGCCAGCAAGAAAUCUGGAGGAGAGAAAUCCAAGAAGAAGAAGGCACGCAAGUCCAAGGGUGGAGAGGUAGAACCUGUGAAAGACGAGGAUGCCAUCAAGGUAGAAAGCUUGAACUUCAAGCGCUUGGUCAAGGGCUCCCUGGUGCUCGGUACAGUCUGCGGCAUCAACCUCACCGAUGUUGCCGUUGCGCUUCCCAACAACCUCGUCGGCCACGUUCCAAUUACGGCUAUUUCAGAUAUCUUUACACAAAGGUUACAGGCAAUCGCCGAGAAGGACGAGGAGGAGGAUCAAGCAGACGAGGACGACGAGAACAUCGACCUCCAAACUAUCUUCCGAAUGGGCCAGUAUGUUCGCGCCUACGUUGUAUCAACACACGAUGAUUCGGUCGACGGAAAGCCCAAGCGCCACAUUGAGCUAUCACUCCAGCCGGCGCUCGCCAACUCUGGCAUGUCAGAGCAGGAUAUCGUCGAGAACACUACUCUUAUGGCUUCGGUUGUUAGUGUGGAGGAUCAUGGUUUUGUUAUGGAUGUCAACAUCUCAGACUCAAAAUUGAAGGGCUUUUUGCCUCGGAAACAACUCGACAAGGGCAUUCCGGAAGAAAGUGUUCAGCCUGGCUCAGUUCUGCUUUGUAUUGCGACCAGCAAAGCUGCCAGCGGCAAGGUUGUACAGCUUUCCACCUUGGAGGACCGCAUCGGCAGCAUCAAAAGCUUCCCAUCCGAGGCCACGACUAUCGACUCGUUCCUACCAGGCACCGCGGCCGAUAUCCUGGUUUCCGAAGUCACCGAGCACGGCCUUGUGGGCAAGGUGAUGGGUCAUUUGGAUGUGACUGCUGAUCUGGUUCACUCAAACGCUGGCCCUGGUGCCGUUGACAUUGUGGACGAGUACAAGGUUGGCUCGCGGAUCAAGGCGAGGAUCAUCUGCAAUUUCCCCACCGCAAGAAAGCCCAAACUCGGCAUUUCCCUGCUGCCACACGUGCUGUCACUUAAACCGAAAAUCGCCAAAACCAAGAACGACAUCGAAUCGUUGCCAGUGGACAUUCUCGCCCAUUCUACCAUUAUUGAAAAGUGCACUGUUCAAAGGGUUGAGCCCGAAAUUGGUCUCUAUGUUGAUGUUGGUGUCGAGGGUGUACCAGGCUUCGUGCACAUCUCCAGAGUGAAGGAUGGCAAGGUGGACUCGCUGUUCGAGACCAGCGGCCCUUACAAGGUUGGGUCCGUCCACGCUGCUCGUGUAGUUGGCUACAAUCCUUUCGAUGGCAUGUACAACCUGUCGAUGGAGAAGAGUGUCUUGGAGCAGCCAUUCUUGAGAAUACAAGACAUCCCCGUGGGAGUGGUGGUGCCGGGUGUGGUUGAAAAGUUGGUCGUCAACGAGCACGGGCUUGGCGGUUUGAUCGUGAAGGUUGCCGAGGGUAUUUCCGGUCUGGUUCCUGAAAUGCAUCUUUCCGAUGUCCAUCUGCAGCACCCCGAGAAGAAAUUCAGGGAAGGAAUGAAGGUCAAGACCCGUGUCCUGUCAACCAACCCAGUAAGACAUCAGCUGCGGCUUACCUUGAAGAAGACACUGGUGAACUCCGAUGCUCCUCCGGUCAAGUCAUACGACGAGCUUGCCGUCGGGCUUCAGACGUUCGGUACUAUUGUUAAGCUUCUGGAUCGGGGUGCUAUCGUUCAGUUUUACGGACAGCUUCGUGGUUUCCUUCCGGUGUCUGAAAUGAGCGAGGCUUACAUCCAGGAUCCCAAGGAGCAUUUCCGUGAGGGCCAGACUAUUAGUGUUUACGUCCUCAGCUUUGACCCCGAGGAAAAGAGAAUGAUUGUGUCCUGCAAGGACCCAUCAGCCUUUGGUUUGGAGAAGCAGGUUGCACUGAAGAAGCUCCAAAUUGGCAACUUGGUUACCGCCAAGGUCACACAAAAGACAGAAGACGAUAUCUUUGUCGAGCUCGUCGAGGGCUCGUUGAAGGCCAUCCUCCCUGUCAGACACCUUACCGACAAGUCGGUCAGCAAAACACAGUCUGCGCUCAAGAAGAUCCACGUCAAUCAGACUCUUACGGAACUGGUUGUUCUUGAAAAGAACGAAGCUCGUCGGUCCAUCAUCCUCUCUCACAAGCCAAGCCUUGUCGAAGCGGCGAAGAAGGGCAAGCUUCUUCACACAAUUGACCGGGCACGUGUGGGUGAUGUUGUACCUGGCUUCAUUCGCAACACAACUGCCACGGCCGCCUUCGUCCAGUUUGCUGGCAGGCUGACAGCGCUGCUCCCCAAGACCAAGCUGCCACGCGACAUCCAGGAUAAGCCAAGCUUUGGCUUCCAAAAGCUGCAGUCUGUCACUGUCAAGAUCACAUCGGUCGACAAGGAUCUUAACCGUAUCGUUGUUGCUAUCCCAUCGGAGGGCGGUGAAGACGUUCAGGCAAAGGCCUCUAGCAAGUCGGCCGACAAGGCUAUGAAUGCCCUGGAUCUGUCGGUCUUGACUAUGGAAGAUCUCCCGAUUGGCAAGAUCACUAAGGCGAGGGUAAAGUCUGCCAAGGAUACACAGAUCAAUGUUGACCUUGCCGACAACGUCCAAGGCCGUAUCGAUGUUUCGCAGGUCUUUGACAAGUUCGACGACAUUCGCAGCGUGAAGAAGCCUUUGGGCAAGUUCAAGACUGGCGAAAUCAUCGACGUGCGUGUUCUUGGUAUUCAUGACGCUCGCAACCACCGUUUCUUGCCCAUUUCUCACCGCUCAAGCCACACGGUCUUGGAGCUCUCGGCCAAGCCAAGUGAUCUUCAAGAAGGCUCUACCCCAGAGCCUCUGAGCUACGCGAAGCUUGAGGUGGGGCAAACUCAUCUGGCGUUUGUCAACAAUGUCGCUCAGAAUCACAUCUGGGUCAACCUGUCACCUAAUGUUCGCGGCAGAAUCAGCGCCGUUGAGCUCUCCGAUGACUUGUCAAAAUUGCAGGAUGUGGCGAAGAGUUUCCCUAUCGGCUCUGUCCUCCAAGUCCGUGUCAUCCACGUGGACGCAGAGAGGAACCGUCUCGACCUCUCGGCUCGCGAUCCCAAUGCAGAGAACCCGUUGACCUGGGACAAGAUCCAGAAGGGUAUGGUGCUUCCUGGAAAGGUCACCAAGACUACCGACAACGUAGUGUUUGUUAAGCUCAGCGAGUCUGUGGCUGGACCUGUUUUCUUGUGCGAUCUUGCGGAUGAUUACGAGGAAGCCAACCCUCUGAAGCAUUCCAAGCACGAAAUUGUCCGUGUCGCCGUGCUCGAUAUCGACAAGAGCAACAAGAGAUUGAGAUUGUCGAUGCGCCCCUCUCGCGUGCUCAGCUCAAGACUCGAGGUCACAGACAAGGAGAUCACUAAGGACACCAAGAUCGCUGUGGGCGAUGUCCUUCGUGGGUUCGUCAAGAAUGUGUCUGACAAGGGUCUCUUUGUUACGCUUGGCGGUGACAUUGUGGCUAUGGUCCAGAUCAAGAACUUGUCAGACUCUUACCUGAAGGACUGGAAGGAGCACUUCCAGAUUGACCAGCUUGUCAAGGGCCGUAUCAUUUCUGUCAGCAACGGUCGCCUGGAGAUGAGCUUGAGGCCUUCCAUCCUGAGCAAAGACUAUGUGCCCCCAAUCACAUUCUCGGACCUGAAGGAAGGUCAAAUCGUAACGGGCAAGGUCCGCAAGGUGGAGGACUUCGGUGCUUUUAUCGACAUUGAUGGUUCUGAUCGUCUCUCCGGUUUGUGCCACCGCUCUGAAAUGGCCGACAGAGCGAUCAAGGACGCCAAGGCGCUCUACAGUGAGGGUGACAAGGUCAAGGCUCGUGUUCUCAAGGUGGAGGAGAAGACAAAGCGCAUCAACCUCGGCCUGAAGCCGUCGUACUUUAAGGACGACGAUGAGAUGGACGUGGAUAGCGAUGAAGAUGCUGGUGCCGCCUUGGACAGCGAGGAUGAAGACAUGAGCGAUGCUGGUGCUGGCGGCGCCCUCGUUAUCAAUGCUGACUCUGACGAUGAGGAUGAUGAUGAUGACGCUGGCAGCGACGUCGAGAUGGAUGAUGCCCAAACAGAAGGCGUCAAGGGUCUCGAGACCGGCGGCUUCAGCUGGAAUGCCGAUGCUUUGGAUGAAGAUGACAAGGCCGCUGGCAGCACUGAUGAGCCGAUCAAGAAGAAGAAGCAGCAGCAGCAGCGUGAGUCUCGGGCCCAGGUCGACCGGACAGCCGAGCUUGAUGUCAACGGGCCUCAGACGACGAGUGAUUACGAGCGUCUCCUUCUGGGUCAGCCUGAUUCGUCAGAGCUGUGGAUUGCCUACAUGGCUUUCCAGAUGCAAGUCAGCGAUCUUGCCAGCGCGAGACAGGUGGCUGAGCGUGCGAUCAAGACGAUCAACAUCAAGGAGGAGCUUGAGAAGCUGAACGUCUGGAUUGCUUACCUCAAUCUCGAGGUUGCCUAUGGCACAGAGGAGACUGUUGAGGAGCUUUUCAAGCGUGCCUGCACCUACAACGAUGAGCAAGAAGUCUACGAGCGUCUGGCCAGCAGUUACAUUCAGUCUGGCAAGCUCAAGGAAGCAGAUGACCUCUUUGAGAAGAUCAUCAAAAAGUUCGGUUCCAAGUCCCCCAGCGUCUGGAUCAACUAUGCCCAUUUCCUCCACACCAAGUAUGACCGUCCCGACAAGGCCCGUGCCCUUCUUCCCCGCGCCGAAAAGUCGCUGGGAGGCGGGAAGCCCGUCAUUCUGGAGUUGAUGCCCAAGUUUGCCGCGCUCGAGUUCCGCUCUUCCAACGGUGACCGCGAACAGGGUCGCUCACUGUUUGAGACCAUUCUCGCCGCCUUCCCCAAGAGAUUCGACUUGUGGAACCAGUUUGUCGACCUUGAGACCUCGGUCGGCACUACUGAUCCCGCCACUGUCCGUGAUUUGUUUGAUCGCGGCAGCAAGGUCAAGGGUCUCAAGCCCAAGCAGGCCAAGACUUGGUUCAAAAGGUGGGCGCAGUGGGAGGAUAAGAAUGGGGAAAAGAAGAGCAGGGAGAGGGUUAGCGUCAAGGCGCAGGAGUGGGCUAAGAAGGCGGCUGAGAAGAAGGGGAAGGUCGUUGAGGAGGAGGAGGAGGAGGAGAGCGAGGAUGAUGAGUAGAGAGUAGGGGUGUGUAUAUUUGAGAUGUUGAUAAAGAGGGGGAAGGGGAAGGAAGCAUUAUUCACGGGAGGGGGGAGGCGGAGUUGAUACCGGCAUGGCCAAAUCAUGGUUUUUUCUUUCUUUUGUUAAAAUGUAAUUGUCUCUACAGUAGUUACUCACUGUUGGUUUCUGGUCUUGAUAUCCAGGAAGGUUUAUAAAAAUGAAAAGCAGGUGUUUUGGGUUUGCUUUCAUUGACAGUGCUCGUCAGCCGCGCUUGUGAUUUACAGCCUUGCCUUUUCUAGAGUGAUGUGUAUAACCCCCACCCCACCUCCUGCUCAACCUCCAACCUCUUCCAAGCAGCCAAGAGAAUGUAAGACAAAACCAGGAGCAAACAUUCCUAGAUUUUCUUGUUCCCUUCCUCAGUCGGAUGUGUGAUUCCCAAAGUGAACAAGGAUGAUGCUUGUUUUGGGUUUGUCGUGUAUAAAACCGGGUUUGUUGUUGUUGGUUGGAGGUGCAUUUGCAUAUGGGAAGCGACUAGAAGAGGGAGAUCGGCAACCUACAUAUAUACUAGUGUAGUCUUACAUAUGUGCUCUCUAUCACACCGGGAAAAGAAGAAAGGAAAGAUCGCGCGGCGUGCGCACUGUGGCGAAACCGGUGAAAGGGGGGGGGGGCGGAUUGUGGCCAGUUAGGAGGGGUGGAAGGGGUCCGAAAGAGGAUGGGGGGUUGGUUUUGUCUUUCUUGGGGUGAUCGGCACGGUAUGGAAAUUUCUAGUGUGUAUGUAUGUAUAUGUAGAUAGGUGUGUUGUUGUUGCUUUUUUGGGGGUGAUGGCUUGCUGCACAGUAUGCAUGAGGAGGGAAAGGUAUGAAUCACGAAUGGGAGGUUUCCCGAUUGUGGGUUGAGUCAGAGGUAUUGUUUAUUUUUCUGGAGGUGUGUAGCACGCCACCUCACUUUGAGACAUGGGAAGGUUGUGAGGUUUGUUUUAGACAUGCGUUUUUGCGGUUGAGGUUGCCGAAGUUGAGAGGUUGUGAAGGAUAGGCCGGGAUACUGGAUCUGGUGAUGGGGUUGAGAGAGGUGUCCCGCGUAGUGACGUUUUAUCUUUUUAUGGCAAGCACGCUCACUCACUCACUCGCUCGCUUUAGCACCUCAGGUCAUUUUCCCAUGCCAAACUCAUACUACACCCCCAAUCUCUAUCAUUGACAUUUAAACCACUGGUCAAACCGGAACAGGCCUCAUGAAUGAUUAGAACACUUUUGAUCGAUAUUGAUUUGGUACCUCUCUCUCUUCUCUCUUAGAAAGCUCGCUAAGAUGCAAAAUGCACACAGAACUUUGUUUCCCAGUCUUUCUCUCCGUAUCGGUAAGACCAUAAAAGCAAAAAGCAGAACGAAAUGCACAAGCUUGACAUGCUCACUCUUAACUCCGUCGUCGCCCUCGUCAACUGAACCGUGAUACCAAAAGUCUCAUAAAAGAGAUCUAGUUCAAGCGACACCAGUUACACCCAAAAAGAGCAAGAAAAAAAAAACAUCCAACCCGGAGGAGACUCUCGUUUUUCCGUAUUCGCAGUCCGUUUUGGUCCCCCUGUGUUCCGUGGCCCCGAACUUUUCCCGUUUCCUUUUGUCCAGUUCGUCCCUUCGUAAUUGUUGCUGUUGUUCCGUCAUGUGAGUGUUUUCUCGGAAAGAAAAGUGAAAUAGGAGAUCAAAAAAACAAGAUGAUGGGGUAUCUGUUCGCUCUUUGCUAGAAAAAAAGCAUCUGAACUUGUCUGUGUGGUUGACCAGUUCAGCUCUGUUGCUUGUGGUUGUUGUUGUCACCAUGGCGUUAGCAUUUCAAAUGCCACCCGCCACUCUUCUCUCCGCCCUUUCUGAGCGGUGUCCUCUCAUCAUCAUAAUCAUCAUCACCAUCCC
Messenger RNA from Podospora pseudocomata, 7322 nucleotides. It is a transcript of the gene RRP5, whose product is annotated as rRNA biogenesis protein rrp5. Bases 1 to 5445 code for a protein of 1814 amino acids. Gene Ontology annotation, biological process: rRNA processing. Gene Ontology annotation, cellular component: small-subunit processome; nucleolus. The transcript is spliced from 4 exons. Lineage: Eukaryota; Fungi; Ascomycota; Sordariomycetes; Sordariales; Podosporaceae. The record is from RefSeq and is a predicted model, not a curated record. Gene Ontology annotation, molecular function: RNA binding; protein binding.